AUGUCCCUCCUGUCCUUCAGGCCGCAGGCCCUGCCCUCACUCUGCCUCUCCCUGCUGCUCCUGGGCUGCGUUGUAGCAUCCAUGACUACAGAAAGCCUGAUCCCCACACUGAGCCCUGAGAACAGCCGCUGGAGCCUGGUAAGGACCAGGGUGAUGGAGAUGGUGAAGCCAUUGGUGACCAGGACCAAAGACAGAUGGCAGUGGUUCUGGGGCCCAGAGGCUGUCCAGGGCUUUGUGCAGACCUACUACGAAGACCAUUUGAAAGACCUGGGCUCCCGCACUCAGGCCUGGCUGCAAAGCUCCAGAGACCAGCUCCUGAACAAGACCCACAGCCUAUGUCCCAGGCUGCUCUGCAGGGACCGGACUCAGGGUUAA
Messenger RNA from Cricetulus griseus (Chinese hamster), 375 nucleotides. Lineage: Eukaryota; Metazoa; Chordata; Mammalia; Rodentia; Cricetidae. The record is from RefSeq and is a predicted model, not a curated record.